This is a messenger RNA of Macrobrachium nipponense, 8554 nucleotides long. RefSeq names its product protein shank-like. The coding region runs from base 491 to 5986 and encodes 1831 amino acids. The transcript is spliced from 18 exons. Gene Ontology annotation, molecular function: synaptic receptor adaptor activity; ionotropic glutamate receptor binding. Gene Ontology annotation, cellular component: postsynaptic density; postsynaptic membrane; dendritic spine. The record is from RefSeq and is a predicted model, not a curated record. Lineage: Eukaryota; Metazoa; Arthropoda; Malacostraca; Decapoda; Palaemonidae.
ACUCUUUUACUGUCAGGGUCACCUGUAGAGAAGGUGUACAAACGCGUCCUGAGUGGGGCUUGGUCGCCUGAGUGUCGUUUUCAUUCGGUACUUUUGUCAAUAGUGUUUCGAGGUUCCGUUCUCUGUACUAGACAACUGGUUGGACCUCCUUCAGAUCUUGACCAGAACGAAGGUCGCGUUGACCUUCAGUUUAUUUGUGAAUUCGUAGUUAUUCGAGUCAACUUUGUAGUUUAUAGAGUCUUAGUGUAAACAAUCGUAAGUUUGUUCGUUAACUGUAAAUUGCUUGAGUGGUUUAAAUGCCUCUACCAGAAGCUAAUAAUGUUCAGUGAUGGAGGUGUCACCUCUUGGAAUGAAGUAAUCCUUGCUUUGAUCAAAAGUGCCUCUGUUCCACUGGCACUCAUUCUCGGUGGUGAACACCCAACCUCUACGCUGCUUUGAAUCUCUGUUGCGUUUAAUAUUUGCCCCCCCCCCCCCCCCCCCACAAGAGAAAAUGAAACUGAAGAAAAAGUUAAGUGUUAUAUGGAGGACCCAGUCUGAUUCUCAAUUGGCCCACAAAAGGAAGAACGCUGGGCUGGACGUGGCUGCUGAAUUAUGGUCUCGGAGCGUAGUCAUGGAGGACGGGGCGAGCGUCAGCUCGGCCUCGGGCUCCGCCGGAGCCGGAUCGUCCUCGGCCUCGAGCGUCGGUGAGGAAGUGGUGCUGAGGAUCAACGUGCCCGAACUGAAAGUCGAGAAGUGCCUGCAGUUCCACAAGGAUGACCUCGUCUGGGACGUCAAGCAGCAGGCCCUCGCUGCGCUGCCCAAGGUGGCGCUGUGGUACCGGGAACUCCGAGAGAGCUUCAACUACGGUCUCUUCUGCCCACCUCAGAAUGGGCGGGCGGGGAAGUUCCUGGACGAGGAGAGGCCCUUGGGCGACUACCCACUCGCCACGCCCAUAGGAUAUCUGGAGCUGAAGUAUAAGCGGCGUGUAUACAAGAUGCUUCACCUGGAGGAGAAGGCGCUGAGGGCGCUGCACACACGGGCCAACCUGAGGCGAUUUUUGGACUACGUCAAGGAGAACAACGUUGAGAAAGUCAGCAAGAUGUGCGCCAAGGGACUCGACCCGAAUUUCCACUGUCAGGACACUGGGGAGACGCCGCUGUCCUUGGCAGCCCGAAUCAAGAAACCGUCCCGUAUGAUGAUGUCAAUGGUGAACGGAGGAGCGCUCCUGGACUACAGAACCAAGGACGGAGUCACGGCAAUGCACAGAGCCGUCCAAGCCAACAAUUUCGAAGCUGUCAAGACGCUCCUAGACUUGGGAGCAUCGCCAAACUACAGAGAUUCAAGGGGACUGACUCCCCUGUAUUACUCUGUAACCCACUGCACAGACCCUUUGCUCUGUGAGGCUCUUCUCCACGAUUAUGCUGUGAUAGGCGCUGCUGACAACCAAGGGUGGCAAGAAACGCAUCAGGCAUGUCGUAACAAGCUGGUGCAACACUUGGAACAUCUCCUCUUCUAUGGUGCUGAUAUGAAUGCUCAGAACGCCUCUGGCAACACGCCACUCCACGUGUGUGCUGUCAACAAUCUGGAGGACUGCGCUCGUGUCUUACUUUUUCGAGGGUGCGACAAGAAUGCCCUGAAUUACGCUAAUCAAACUCCUUACCAGGUUGCAGUUAUUGCUGGUAAUAUGGAGCUUGGUGAGGUUAUAAAAAAUCACAACUUGGAGGACGUUGUUCCGUUUAAGGAGCCCCCUAAGUACAAUCCAAACAGACGCAUCUCUGGUGCUCCUCUCUCUCGAACCCACUCGGAUCCUAGACUAGAUGUGUGCGCAGUGACCAAACCGCCAUCACCGUCCCCCUCCAGUAGAUCUAUUCCACCGUUCAGCUCUGCUUCCUCGCUAAGUGAAACGUCGACUGGAAGCAGCUCGACUUGUACGCAUCCGAGCGAAAUGGAUUCUGAGGAAUGUGCGAGUGCUUUGGGCUCGGCCAGUCUCAAUGCUGUAGCAGGUAUGGACUGCUGCGACAUGGUGAGUGAUAGCUCGGGCGUCUGCACCUCGAACAGCGGUAGUGCAGAGAGUUACGAUGCCACUCCCACGGAUGUCACCCAGUUCGAAGUUGGGAUGCUGGUUGUGUGUCUUCACCAGUACACUCCACAUAAACCAGGGCACUUGGAUAUUAAUGCUGGAGAUAUUUUAGAAGUAACCGGAAGCACGGAUGACGGAAUGCUCGAGGGAACAAUCCGAGGUGUCUCGGGAGUGUUCCCGCCCCAGUGCGUCCAGGAGGUGCGUUUACGGAACCCUCAGGCCAUUCGGGAAUCGCUUAUCGCCCCUCAGGUAGCGAGGGUUCAGGGGAGGAGAGAGAUGAUGGUGCAUCAGCACUACGGCACAGCUCCGAGACUUAGAAAGACAGCCAACGAACCUCGGACAGUCGUUCUUCAUAGAGGUAAGAAAGGAUUUGGCUUCGUCCUACGAGGAGCCAAAGCUACUUCGCCAUUGAUGGAAAGGCCCAAUGAACGUGGGCCAGCCCUCCAGUACCUAGAUGAUGUAGAUCCUGGUGGAGUUGCUGAUUUAGCAGGGCUGAAGAAAGGAGAUUACUUACUCAAGAUCAACGGAGAGGACGUGUCGCAGGCUUCACACGAACACGUCGUCACGUUAAUCCGGAAGUCAGGGGACUUGGUGCAGAUGAUGGUGGUCACUCCGACGCCCGUCACCUUCUUACCUCACAAGCCGCCCAUCGGCAACCUGGGAACAAUCAGACGUGGGUGCCAGACCCUGCCCCGCAAGCUCCAUGCAGUGCGGUCGUCCCAAGCCCCCCCUGCACCCCCCCCAAGAGACCCCAGAACAACCUUAAGUGUUGGGAGGGCAAGAGCUAAGUCUAUGGUGGCAGGACUUCAGGACAUUGAAGCACUGGAUGCCAGCAUGCGGGAGAACGGGGACUUGAUGUCUCGCUCCGCCUGCCAAUUCCAGAGCGGGAGUCCGUACGGAGCGAGCCCUAUCAGUGGCAGUCAGUAUGGCACCCCGCAAGGCACUCCCACCCUGGGCACCCCCGUGGGGACCCUUAAACUUGCAUCCAUCAAAGCGAGACCAUCUUCCAAACGCAUGACAGCAAAUGAGGUCGAGGACAUCCUUAAUCAGUCCUCCGGCUCGCUUCCCUCUUCGCCUCCUGCGACCCCAACGGGCCGUCCGCCACGUGUGUAUGCCAGUGUGGCCGAGAUGAAGAAAGCUAAGCAGCCUCUACAUACCUUAGAAGGUCUGGGGAUGUCUUUCAAAACUUUUUUCCAACCGAUGUUUCCGGCCCUGAAAGCAAGGCAAGCACUGGACCUCAGCAGACUGCACAAGGAUUACCAUUCCACUCCAGAUUUGAAGGUCGGGGUCAUGGGAUCCCAAGCGGAGUUAACCAUAGAGGAGAAGCGCAAGUCUGUUUCGCAGGAAGACCUCUUCGUCACAACAUUAAACGAACGGAAUUCACGACACUCCCUUGCGUGUCCGCCACACCGCUCGACCAUGCUAGAGAGGACCACGGCGCAGUCUCCCGAGUCUAAGGAUUCUUGGCAGAGUGGCGAGGAGGGAACUGAGGAGGAAAGCAGUGACUCUCCUAACUGUUCUCCAGGUUCCAUGGAUUACAGACUUCUCAGGAGAUCCCAGUCGGCUGUCAACUCCAACAUGCUUCGUAAAGCAGGCCUUCAUCCUCCGCCAACGCAUCCUCCGCCGCCACCUCCGCUUGGACAGCUUGUGAAGGUUGACAUAAGCAGGUCAAAGAGUGAUUACGCAGCCGUCGGACUAGCGGCUUCAACUACAGAUGCAGCUCCUCUCUCCCCUGGUGUUCAGUCUAGCUUCCGCCCUACUGAUUGCGCCAAGCUUUACGCCUCUCCAGAAGAAAUUAAAGCGGUUGGAUACCGUAGUCCUGACAUGAUGGCAGCUUUGAAUCGCAAGAAUGGUGGCACCGCAAAAACGCGCUCCCAGAGUCUGCCACCGAGCACAAACAGACCUAGUGUUCAGAAAGGAUCGCCCGAGAAGGAGACUUCCUUAGAUUCAGGAAUAUAUUCCACAACUUACUCAACAUUCAGGGGAACAGAAGGCGAGACAAAGAUGAGAGAGAUGACAUCCCCAACCUGUGCCCAGAAGGCCCCAAUCAGUGAUGCAGUUACUUAUGCUAGACCAAAGAAUAAUAAAUCUGUGCAAGAGCAAAAGGAAUCUUGUUCUCCAAAUAAGGCUUACACUGGGCCUGGAUCCGUCGCCUCAUCUGUGCCAGACAUUCCCGAGCCUGAUUAUAGUUCUGAUGAAGACCACACCUAUAAUUCCCAAGAUGAUUCACAGAGCAAAAAGACGAGAACUCUGAAGAAGAAAAAGCAGUCAGUUGAUUUCUCACCCAACCUCGUAACUUCCAUAUCAGACCCCUCUGAUAUUCCCCACUAUGCAGCACCUUCAAAGAACCCAACUCCUCUUAACAGUAACUUCAAAGACUUGAUUGCUCAGAAAGCAGCUGAGAGACAGGCUAGACAAGAUGACGGAGGAAGCGACGGGUCAAAAUCCAUGACUUCGAGUCCAGUGAAGAAGGUCAACGGCGAGAACGGUAACGGCAAAGCAAUUUCUGAUGCUAUUCAGGAAUCUGCUCUCUUCAAUCGCCAAAAGGAGAAGACUGUUCCGAGCGGAACGAAAGCUAAGCCAGUUCCCGCAUUGCCUCGGGACGAUUCAAAGUCUCUCCUCAUCAUGAAAAACUCCCAGUCCUGUCCAAAUGAUUUUAACAUAGAAGAUGGAGAUAACUCGUCGAGUGGAGUUAGUUCUGACCAAGAUGUUCAUCCAGAGUCAAGUUAUGUGACUGUCAUAAAUACAGAGUCUGAUACAAUCUCAGGAAGUAAAAAUGAAAGGUUCGCCAGGCACGGAACUCGGGACGACAGCUCAGAAGCUUCCGAGAGCUCCGACGAAGCUAGCGAUCGCACUUGGAUUCUCACGAACGAAAAGGGCGACAAGAGUGAUUCCAGCAAAGACAGUGAUAGCAACGGUGCCAGGAGGACUGGAACUCUUACAAGAAAUGCCGUUUCACUGGUGAAACUCCCUCCACCUCAAGAGACCACCGAACCCGAUUUAGACACAGAACUGGAUGCUAGUCAGAGUCGAAACCUCACACGUUCUGUAGACCAAGACACAAUCAGCACUCUUUCCUCUUUGAGUAGCCUGUCAUCUGGCUCUGGGAGUACCGCAGAGAGAGAGAUUCCGCAUCACCACCACGCAAGCGCCGCCAUGCAGAUGCGAGCGACCUUGCCCAGAAUGCCCCAUGCGGCGACCAUCACCAGAGGUAGCUCAGUGCCGCCAGCCAGCCAGGCCAUCAAGAGUACGAUGGGGGGAACUCUCAACAGAAGCCGAUCAGCCUCGAGAGACCCCCACUGGGGUGCUGAAAGUGAGCCCAUAACAGUGAGAGAGAAAAGUGCACCGCCUACCUCUCGCGCAUCCGCAGCGGAUAGGAAUGCGUACAAAAAGACGACCAACGUGGACACAGGGGAGACAGAGUACGAGCGGAGCAUCGAGGAGUCCCUCCAGCUGAUACGAAUGCACAUGGAUUCCCUCAACGAGGUCAACACGCUAGCAGGCGUGCCGGCCCGAGAACAAGCGGCGGGAGAGAUGGUCUUGGCACCGCCCCCAGAAUUUUGCGACAUGUCGCUAGCCGAAUCACAGAACAAACGGAACAAGACGGUCAUUCAGAUCUCCAACGAUGACUACGACCCAUCUGUCAGAAUACUCGGGAACCAGAACAGUGGUGACAGUGACGAGGUGCCAGGAUUCAGAAACAAAACCCUGACAGAGUGGACGACGCGUGACACGACCGAGUGGCUGGAAAGCAUCUUUAUGCCAGAGUACAAAGACUCCUUUGAGGAACAGGAUAUCGAUGGUAGAAAACUGAUGGGUAUAAACAAUGACACCCUUAUCAAUUUGGGGGUUAGAAGGGUUGGACAUCGAGUCAACAUGGAAAAGUCCUUGAAAAGAUACAAACCCACAGAGAGGAUUGACCUCUGAAUUAAUUGUAAGCGCUGACUCGGUCAAAUCUACGAGGAAAAUGAAAAUCUCUUAAAAUUUUGCAGAGGAUCGAGAGAGAGAGAGAAUGAAAGCAGUUGUUUAUACAUCGAUUAAGUCCUCAGGUGUGACAGGAGAUGAUUUACCAGUGUAGUCUAAAGAGAAUAGCCUAUAUUUUUUUCCAUGAAUUGCGAGGAAUCAUCAGAUAUCACUUGACCCCUCAUUUUCAUGUGGUUGAUGUAUGAGGUGUUUUGCAUCGUUUUUCACUCAGACGUCCAACUUGUUGACUAUAUAUAUGAAUCGUUUAAGUACUCUUAAGUCUAUUGUGUAAGACCAGAAAAAUUUUAACCUUCUAAAAUUUCAAUGGUUGCCGUCUGUGAUUUUGAAUUUUCUCAAGGUCAGGUCUAUUGGCAUUCGUAGAUUUUAAGCUUAUGUAGGUGUUCGCCUAUGACACCCUCUCACCAAGUCUUUGUCACGUAUGAACAUGUUCACUGAAAUCUGCUGGACUUAGCAGUCUCAGGACACCAGUGGGAAUAGAUUUGUAAAAGGUAAGUAGCUCUUAUUUUUCGAAGUGUUCGGAUGUAUUUGAUGUGUAAUAACCUGUUAAGAUAAGGGGAUUGUGUAUAUAUAAUAAUACAAUAUUACAAUAGAGAAAACAGUUUCUUGGUGGUCAUUCCGAUUCUGACGCCUUGAUCUUUGCCCCGAAGAAGAUCUCCUGAGACGAGGGCACUGCGUCUGCCUGACGAUCGAAAACGUCCAGGUACCGAAACGUCAGAAGAUUGUUACGCGUAUGCGUCUGAUCACGUAAUCUGCAUGCUAAAUAGUCACAAUACUCAUUGUCUGUUGUCAUUUACAAACACUUUUUAUACCUGUACUAUUUUAUAUAUAAAUGCAAUAUAUAUACAGCAUAGAUAUGUAUUAAACUGCUGCUGAUAUUCAAUGACUUCUGGAGAAAUCCUGAGCAAUGGUGUAAAAUGUAUGAAUGUAUGUACAAAAAUGUUUAUAGUGUAUAUAAUGUAGUCAAAUUGUAAUUUCAUUUGACACGAUCAUGCAUAAAUGUAUAUAUAUAUAUACAGUAUAUAUAUUUGGUUCUUUUGCUAAGUAAAUAUUGUCCACACUUUCUGCCAACCCAUUUCAUUGUGCCAAAUGCUUCAGUGAUUGAAGAAUCGUCUCUACUACAAAAAAAAAAAAAAGUACAGUUAGUCGUAUGGAGAAUUAUUCUUUGUGUGAACACCUUUUUCGCUCUCGCCAGGGUAGUGUCGUUGCUGGUCUUGUAAAUGAGUGUGCGAGUGUGUCCUCUUCUUUUUUUUUUAUUUAAGAAGGAAAAAUAUGAUUUGUUCGGACAUACGUUUCAAGGAGAUGUUUAGACCCCCGGAGGAAGGUUAUAGAGAAGGAGGAGGAAAGAGAGGGUCACCCAUUUGUAUGUGUUCUUUUGUAUAAAUUCUUUUGUAUUAAUGUUUCCUCCUGCAGGCAGAGUGGUCAUUUCCUAAAGUUACUCCUGUUUUUGUUUUUUCUUUUUGGAGAGAUGUGAUGUGAUGUGUGUUGGGGGACUUCUUCGUGACCUCUUUGACAAUAUACAGAUGUGAAACAGGGUCCAAUCUUAUGGUCCGCGAGGAGGAUUUCAUAACAUUACCAUUUGCGUCUGACUCUCAUAACUAAAUCUGCCGGGGCGGGAGGGGGACGUUGCUAUUCUCUCCUUCUGCUCGUCACUUUUUAGUUGUGCGAGCCAGAAAUUUUGGGUAGACGACACUUGGCAACGUGAAUCAGACUGAGGGCAGUGAUAGGUGUAAUCUAAGUGCAGGGCAGUUUCCAUUAGCUAUUCAAAGUGUUAAUCAGAUUGUUGGUUGAAUUCCACUUCAAAGUGUGCUUCUCACAUACACACACACACACACACACAAGCGUCAUUCUUAGUAAGUUAAAAACGUAGGGCUGAAUUGGAUUUGGUGCAGCUGUUUCAAGACUGAAACUAAACGCAGCAGUAAUCCCCAAGUGGGAGGGACACUUUGAAGUGACAGUUUCUAGCGCGUCAGAAGAUCUUGGCAGCUUUCAAACCGGUAGCAUUCUUCAGUAAAGCUUUUUGCUCUGUGUUAAAAAAGGAAUUCUAGAAUGAGAGAGAGAUAUAUAUCUAUAUAUUUGGUGCUUUUGGUACGGCAAACGACAAUUCACAAGCGUCAUUCUUAACACAUUGUGAGCUUUCGACUUUCAUUGCAGAUAUAGACACACGAUGAAAUACAUUGUAGAUCAGUCAUUUUGUACUUCGGUUUACUCGUACAUUUUUUAUUUUGUCCUGUGGCAGUUGGCAAAAUUCACAGAGUAACUACAGGCUUAUUGAAACGAUGCAGAAGCAGAAGCUCUCACAGCGAGAGCCGAUCCGGACACCAGCAUAAAGCAUUUCGGGGAAAUCCAUUGACACUGUCCUAACACUCCCAUCUAGUCUUGUCCGUAGUAGGAGCUAACUACAGUAUUUCUCUCUGCGGAUUUUUUCCUAAAUACAAAAUUGUUUACAAAUUUUAAUUAUUUAUCCAGAGAUAUGUAUGUGCAACUGUGCUCAAUAAAGUUUAAUACUUUUAA